AAAGUGUAUUAUUAUUAUGUUUUACUACGGUUUCUGGUAAUAAUAUUUUAAUAUUUUGUUAAUUAAUUGUUGUUCAGAAUACCGAUUCUGGAAAGUGGAAACUGGAAACUGGACGUGUGAUGUCUGAAUUCAGUAUACAGACUAUAAUAUUCACUAGACAGUAGACCGUGGUUGGUAGUUUGUACUCAGAGUAGCAACAUGUUGCAAAACUAGUCGUCUCGUUGUUUCGCGGGAAUGGAAACAAGCGAAAUGAAGACAAAAACUCGACGACACACAUAUCAUACUUUCGCUUCCAUCGUACGAAAGUGCAUAGUCAAGUUUUCAAUAUAUUAUUAGUUACUCGGUCCAGUAUAAUAACUUUGUCAUUAUAUAAACUCCCAGUUUCGAGUUUGUUUAUUGCCAUUAAAAAUGAGAAUAAUAACAAAUUUAGUAUUAAAAAAAAAACCGCAUGGAUGAUUGAAAGCAGAUAGAUAUGGUAUAUUCUAUAAAAAAAUCAAAAUGGGUGGUACAUCUACCAAAUUCAAAAAACAUCUACAGCGAGGGGAUGAAUACGCUGCUAUGCGGUUGUAUUCAAACUCUCCGGAACUUAAAGCUCUAGAUCCCAAUUGGAGCUAUGGAGAUAGUCAUAAUAAUAAUACUCUUUUAUAUUAUGCAGCAAAACAUGGAAUGAAACACUUACUUAGGGCUUUCUUAAAUGAACAUAAUGGAAAUCCAAAUAAAAAAAAUAACUCUAAUGAAACAGCACUUCAUGCAGUUUGUUCUCUUUCUCCACAAAGCCCUUACUCUGCACAAGAACGCCGUGCUGCCUGUGUAACAAUACUAUUAAACUGGCAAGGAGUAGAAUUAUCAGAUGGAAGGAGAGAGAAAAUACGACUGAGUGUUCAAAAUAAUGAUGGAAACACUGCACUUCAUCUUGCAGCGGCUUCAGGUUUACAGUACUGUGUUGAUUUGAUGCUUUCACACGGAGGAGCCCCAAUUUUCAAGACUAAUAACCAAAAAGAGACUGCUUGUGAUUUGGCUGUGAAAAAUGGAAACGAGACCUUAGCUCGUAAAUUAGAGUCUCGAAUGGUUUUUGGUGAAGACCUGAAAGAUAUUUUCACUGUUGUGGAUGAUUAUGAUUUUGGAGAGGAGGAAACAUAUGCUGGGUUGCGCACACAAGACUUACAAGAAGCAAAAGAUCAGUUAUUGGUAGAAACUGCUGAUAUGUUGAAUUUGCCAUUAUUUACUGCUGAAGCUUUGCUUAGGAAUAAUGAAUGGUCUAGAGAGAUUUUACUUGAACGAUGGGUUCGUGACCCAGACAAAUGUUGUCAAAUUGCUGGAGUACAGGUACCCAUGUCUGUGCAGUCAACAAAAAAAUUUUAUUUGAAUGGGUUAUUACAACAGACAAAUUUAAAUGAAGAAGCUCAACUUAAUGUUAAUGAUCAAACUAUUUGUGAUAUUUGCUUGAAUGAACUGCCAUUAUCUGAUUGUUCAAUUAAAUUGUGUUGUGAACAUAAGUUUUGUAAUUCAUGUUGGAAACAAUACUUAACAUAUAAAAUUAAAAGAAAAGACUCUAGCAACAUCUGUUGCCCAGCUUUACACUGCCAUAUUUUAGUUCCAACUGAACUUAUUGAAAAUGUUGUUAGUCCUGAAAUGGCUCGGAGAUAUUUUGAUCUUAAUAUUGAAUCUUUUGUUGAAAGUAACCGUUCCAUUAAAUGGUGUCCUGUUCCAAACUGUGGACUUGCUGUUCGCCUACCAAUCAGUAGAAAACCAAAAACUAAUUCUAAAAUUGCUCGUUCAGUUGACUGUGGCAGAGGCCAUUAUUUUUGUUGGGAAUGUAUGGGAGAUGCUCAUACUCCGUGCAGUUGUCAACAAUGGUCUCAGUGGAUGACUAAAAUAUCUGAAGUUAAACCAGAUAAAAUACGAGAGACAACCGCAGAGUAUGAAGAAGCAGCUAAUAGUUUGUGGUUGGUCACAAACUCAAAACCCUGUCCAAAUUGCAACUCGCCUAUACAGAAGAAUGAAGGCUGUAAUCAUAUGAAAUGUUCAAAGUGUAAGUUUGAAUUUUGUUGGAUAUGUCAAGAAAGCUGGAAAAAACAUGGUUCAGCUACUGGCGGUUUUUUCCGUUGCAAUCGUAUGAAUGCUGUUUGCAAAGCUGAUGAAAAACGUGGUCUCCUUGUAAAAGAAGCUCAACAAAAGAAUAAGCAAAGUUUGGAAUUAAGUAAAUUUCUUCAUUAUUAUACUAAAUUUAAAAAACAUGAAGUGACUCGCACAAUGGAAGAAUUGUUUGUAGAAAUUGUCAAAAAUUGGAGAAUAGCUCUUUCAGCUGCCUUAAAUAUAUCUGAAGAUGACGAGCGUACAAAAUUUGUAGAAGAUGCAGUUGUUGAAGUGCAGAAAGCGAAACGUGUUCUGUGUGCAUCAUAUGUGUAUGGGUUUUAUAUGCUAUAUAGUGCAUAUAAUAGAAAUAUUUUAGAGUUUAUGCAGAAUGAAGUUGAGGAAGUUACUGAAAAGUUAUCAGGAAUGGUUUUAAGACAAUAUUUAUGUAAUCCAAGAAGUGCCAUUAUUAAUACUACUAGUAUAUUAAGACGAAAACGCCAUGAAUUUAUUAAUGCCAUAUCAGAUGGAUCUAUAUCUUUAAAAAGCAUGCCUUCUAUUCCACCAAAUGUUACCAAACCAAAAUCAACUACCAUGUCUCAAAAGCAUAUAAAUGCUACUGCUAAAGAUUUAUUGAAGAAAGCAAUUGGAGAUUCAAUUCAAAUUGAUCCAGAUAAUCCGUGGAUUGUAGAUUCAAAAGGAAGACAUCGUAACCUUACUGCUAUAUUAGAUUGGCCUGAAAGUUGUUCAGAUGAAGAAGAGGAAACUGAAUUGGAUCGAGCUCUAGCUGUGAGUGUGUUUGGCCAGUGUAAAAUGGAGCACUGUAAAAAAGCAAGAGUGAGGAAUCCUAGAACAUCAAAAUUCCAUGAAUACUGUAGCUUAAGGUGCAAAAAUACUCACAAAACUUUGUUAGAAGAGCGAAAAAAGGAAAAGCGUACCAGUAUUGUUGGUACUUUUGCAAUGGAUCUUAUUGUUGCACUUGAAAUGUCUAGACUUCAAAUGAUAAAAGAUGCUCAACUAAAGAAAAAGUCAGAGAUCGAAGAAGCAAGUUGUAGCAAAAAUUAUUCAGAAGUUGUUGAAGAUUCAAAUGAUGAUGACCAGCAAUUGCAAAUGGCUUUACAGAUGUCUUUAGAUGAAAUUGCAAUGGCUAAAUCCAAAAAUGUAUCAAACUCUACAAAUGACAAUGAAACAAUUUUACUUACAAAAAAUAUUCCUGAGAAUACUAUUUUAAAAACAGAUAUUCCUCUUAUCUUACCCAAAUGUAGUGGUAUACAACUAGAUGAUGGUGUGUUUAAAGUAGGUGAUUUACACAAAAACAGUUAUUAUUUAGAUUUUAGUGAAGACAUAUACAGUCGUAUGGAAAAUAAAAAUCUUAGGCGAUCAUUGUCUUUUGGUGAUCUACUCUCACGUAGAGAUUUGUACAAAAAUAAUCGAAGAUAUUGUGUUAAUGUGUAUCAUAUGAACAGUGAUGACAGACAAGAUAAAAUAGAUAGAAAACGUGGAAAACUGAAUCACGGCUUUCAAGUAUUGCCUAGAAGAACUGCUUCCAUUCUCAUGGAAAUUAACAACAAUGGUGAAUGUCGUGCAGUCACAUCAUUGGAUGAUAGCAAUAUUGCCGCUCCUAUAAGUUCAGACAAAAAACUGUGCAAUAUCUUGGCUCAACUGUAUUGGCAAAACUCAUCUAAACCAUCUAGCGUUACAUUACCCAAACGUUUAAGUAAAAUAGGAAAAACCGCUGCCCUGGAUACAUCAGAUGAAACAUUAGAGAAUGAGUCAAAAACUCCUGAUGAACUACCUAUCAAGCCUGAACUAAACAUUCGAAUUGAAAAGUUCAGUAGUCAUUCUGAAGACAGUGCCGAUAAUGAUAUAUCCGCUGAUAUAGAAUCAGAUACAGGUAUCCCAAAGUCACCAACACUCUUCAUAUCCGGUGUAUCUAUAAAUCGUACGCCAGAAACUAAGUCACCAGUAUCAGGUCGUCAACUGAGGUCAGCAAGCUUAACAGUACCAAAGUUUAUGUUAAAGCCCCUUUACAAAGGUACAUCGGCUGAUAAUUUAACUUCAUGUAAAGAAUGCAACGUUGUCCAUACAAAUAAAGCACAUUCCUAUCAAACUUUGUUUAGUGAAGAUAGGAUGUGUGCUUCAGCUAAUAUGGCCGACAAAAGUAAAUGUGUAUUUACAUUUCCAAAAUCAAUGACUGACGGUGAGUUAUUUUCAACAUUACAUAUCGAUAGAAACAAGUUAAGCUCAGAUGAUUUUCAUGAAGCUUUAUUCCUUAAGAGACGGAAACACGAACAACAUUAAAUGCCAUAUUAUAUCCUAUAUUUAUAAUUUAUGUAGGUACAAUAUAAUAAUUAAUAUUAUGUUUAUAUACAAGUCUCUCUAAAGGCUAUUUCUUUUCUUUGGUAUUAAAUAAAUCUACCAAUUAUUCGUAAGUAUUCCUUAUAUAUAUAUAUUUAUUUAAAUUAAGUUGAUUUAUUCUGUUUUGCAUUUUUACUAAGCAAAGGUUUUUCGACUUAAUCUCCAUACAACUUUCUUAUUAUACAAGAUACAACACUAAAAUUUUUCUGAAGACUUAAAUUUUCUAGUCUAUGCAAUAUAAAAAAAGUAGUUUUUAAGAAGAAAAUAUGCCAAAAAAUCUACUCUUUUUUUCAUACCUAAUAGUUAUUAACGGUUCCUAAAUGGGUUGCAAAAUAUUUUGUAUUUUAUUUUUAGAUUUUAUACUAUGUUUAAAUUAUCUUUUUUAAUUAAAUUAAAUUUAGUCUAAUUAUUGAUCAAAUCUAACAUAAUUGAAUACAUUAAAUACUUUUGUUUAGUUGGUCGUUAUUAUAUCUAAAAUAGUUAUUAUUUUUUUUUUAUUUAUUCUUAAAGGAAAGUACUUACAAGUUUUUUAAAUAUUCCAUAGCUUCUUUAAAAGAACAAAUUUCAUAUAAUCAAAUUUUAAUUUUAAAUGUUCAAUUUUUAUUAUUUAUUUAUUUUUUAGUUUUAUAUGUAUUAAAUAAGUUUUUUGCAACCCUCGCCCCUAAAUCUUAAUGCCAUUGUAUUAAAGUCUGAAAAUAUUUAUAAUAAAUAUAUACUUACAUUUUUUUGAACAAUUAUUUUAAUUUUGCCAUACAAAUGUAUUUAAUAAAUAUACUUAAAUUUUACUAUUCCACAGCAAAAAAUUGUCAUUUUUGAACAAGUAAUCUAGUUGUACCGAUUAAAAAGUAAAAUUAUAAGCAAAUCUUUGUCAUAUUAUUUUUUGAUCCCUGAUUAAGGAUACUGUACAUUUUACUUAAAUAAUAUAAUAUGUUCAGUCUAAUUGCUACGAACAACUGUCUAAUAAACACUAGAAGUUAAAAAAUAAAUAAUUUUAUGCCUAUGAUAUUACAAUCACUACGAUUAUAUCAUACAAUUGUUUUUAAUAUUCGAUCUUAUACUUUUAAUAACUUUUUAGAAACAUUGUGUUUAGUUUAUUGUUAACAUGUUUGAAUGUUAAAAUAUUUAAUCAUAUUUUAUUUAACUCUGCAUGUUUAAAGUAUUCGAGUAUAUUUUUAAAUACAUUAAUGUUGUAUGAAAUUGUUUGGUUAAGAUGUUUAAGUCUUUUAGUUAUAAUUAUUAUAAGAUGUGAUAUACUAUAUAGGUACACUUUUAAUCACCAAACUAAAUAAGAUUUUCUUUUGUAGCCUUAUUUGGUUUCAAAAUAAUAUAUUAUUUGUAUUUGUAGUUAAGUUUAAAAAUAAUAAUCUAAUCACUGUUUAUUAUUUGGACAACAUGAUUGUGCCUAAAAUUGCUAUAUAAUAACCCAUACAUAUUAUAGAAUAUAUUUCUUCGGUUGAUUAUUGUCAAGAUUACCAAUUCAUUUUUUUUUUUAACAGUACAAUAAUUCUACUCUGAUCAAUGAUUCUAUCAGUUAAAUAAGUUAUCAUUGGGUCAAUUUUUGUAUGUUUAUAAUAAUAUUAAGAACCUCUUAUUAAAUGAACAGUUAAUGUAAUUUUAUGACAACUGGAAAGACUUUGAGAAUAUAUUCUAUUGCAGAGGUUUUCAACCUUUAUGGCUCCUUCGAUUUUGAAAACAAUAUAGACAGCUCCCAUACAAAUAAUGAUAAUAAUAAAAUAAACAAAUUUACAUUAUUUAGUGCGGACACGGCACUUCCCCUAAUUACAUUGGAAACCUAUAUUCUAUUGUAUAAACAACAACAAAAAAUGUACUUAAUUAUUUGUAAAUAUAUUUUAUAUGAAUUGUAUCCUCUGAUUUGGCCAUACAAACAUAGCGCAUAUGGAGUUAUAUUAUAUAAUAAUUGUUCAUUACCUGUAUUUUAUUUAUAUUGUCAUUUUUUUUUUUUCAAAAUUGAUUCUGUUUAAGUGUGUA
This is a messenger RNA of Acyrthosiphon pisum (pea aphid), 6420 nucleotides long. RefSeq names its product ankyrin repeat and IBR domain-containing protein 1. Gene Ontology annotation, biological process: protein ubiquitination. The coding region runs from base 499 to 4374 and encodes 1291 amino acids. The record is from RefSeq and is a predicted model, not a curated record. Gene Ontology annotation, molecular function: ubiquitin-protein transferase activity; zinc ion binding; protein binding. NCBI's taxonomy places the organism in Eukaryota, Metazoa, Arthropoda, Insecta, Hemiptera, Aphididae. The transcript has 22 exons.